GCACACAGGAAUAGGAUAUCACCAAACAGAAGCAACUCGAAGUCUCGAACCGUCGAACGGCAAUCGCACAAGGGCACAAUGCGCACCGCGAAACAUUUCGGACACUCCCAGCAGGCACAAGACUGGUCCGAUGUGAUCCUCCCCUCAACCGCUACAAGCCUACAACAGAAAUGGAUAAAUCAAACCCUUCCCCACCGACGGCGAAAAUUGCUAUUCCUUCCUUCCACUGAAUGCCUGUCCGACCAUAUGGGAUAACCACUCUCUCUCUCUCUCUCUCUCUCUCUCUGUCCUGAGUCCUACCACGCUUCAAAGCAAGAAGCCGAAAGACUGGCAGCCAAGCUCCACCAAUGCGAGUUUCCACCAUUUCCAUCCUUCGCCAUCGAGCGGCGCCCUCUCUUCCAGCUUUCAGCGAUUAUCUCCGCCAUGUCUCUUUUCGACUCUCGACCUUCAGGUUUGUUUGCAUGGCUGCUCGACAGAACCCUAAUAUCUACAGGAAACCCCAACCUAACAAGAACAUCCUCAAAGCAAGAGACAACGUCAAGGAAAUAUCGUCUCUCUCUCCCGUUCUCUCUUUGGAUGACGGGCCUCCUCUCUCGCAGAACCAAGCGAUUGGAAUGGUUGCUGCUGCACAGGCCAAUUUCAUGAGAGUCAUUGUCCAAUCAACCUGUGAGCCGGAAAAGCCUAGAACUUUCACCGAACUUUUAGAGUCCAAGGAAGAAGAGGAACCGAAAAUUGGAGUUGAAAUACUAUGCGUCGUUAGGGCUCUUUUGAAGAAGAUCAAGAGGAGGGUUUUGGUUGGGGAUAGGGUGUUGGUAGGCUCGAUUGAUUGGGUGGAUCGGAGGGGGAUGAUCGAAAAUGUUUUCGACAGGAGUUCAGAGAUUGCUGAUCCUCCGGUUGCUAAUGUUGAUCAUUUGCUGGUGCUUUUUUCGAUGGAGCAGCCAAAGCCUGAACCGUUCUCGCUCACGAGGUUCUUGGUUGAGGCCGAAUCAACGGGGAUUCCUCUCACACUUGCUUUGAAUAAGUCGGACCUUGUUGACGAAGAGACACAAUUGGCAUGGAAAGCAAGGCUUCGUGAUUGGGGCUAUGAGCCACUUCUUUGCAGUGUAGAGUCCAAACAUGGAUUGGAUUCUCUUGAAUUCAUUUUGAAAGAACAGACAACUGUGAUUGUGGGUCCAAGUGGGGUUGGAAAAUCUAGCCUGAUAAAUGCUCUGAGAAGCAACCAACGUGGUUAUGGUGCUUCAGAAAUGGAUAACUGGUUUGAGCCUAUUGAAGGCAGCAAGUGGUUUGAAGAGCAGCGAGUUGGUGAAGUGUCAACAAGAAGUGGUAGAGGGAAGCAUACGACUCGUCAUGUUUCAUUACUUCCCCUAUCUGGAGGUGGAUACCUUGCUGAUACCCCAGGAUUUAACCAGCCUAGUCUGAUGAAAGUAACAAAGAAAUCCCUUGCACAAAUGUUUCCAGAGAUCAGGAAAAUGGUUAUAGAGAGUGAGCCUAUAAAAUGCUCAUUCAAUGAUUGCUUGCAUCUUGGUGAACCAGGGUGCGUGGUGAAGGGGGACUGGGAAAGAUAUGCAUACUAUCUACAACUGCUUGAUGAGAUUAAAAUUAGAGAAGAGUUUCAAUUAAGGACGUUAGGAACCAAAAGAGAAGGUGAUGUGAGGUACAAGGUGGGGGAUAUGGGUAUCAAACAACCAGAACCACGGCUGGAACUUAAGAAGCAUAGGAGACUAUCUCGUAAGAGGAUCAAUCAGUCAAUCCUCAAUGAAUUGGAAGAUCUGGAUGAUGAUAAUGAAGAUUUGUUGGAUACUGAAGAGGGUACAAUGUUGAGGACGGUUGGCCAUGAAAACCAGUAGGAUCUGUUGUAUCAUGUCAUACACUGUAAAUAACAUAAGAUGUUUUUCUCCGUAGUUUUUUCUGUCAGAGUUUUUGUUUCCGUUGCAGACUUGAACUGCAUAUCCAUACAAAUUAGGAUAGGAACUUCUGUUCUAUGUCAAUGAAAGGGAAAAUCUUGACCUAGGUA
Messenger RNA from Nelumbo nucifera (sacred lotus), 2014 nucleotides. RefSeq names its product Minichromosome maintenance (MCM2/3/5) family protein. NCBI's taxonomy places the organism in Eukaryota, Viridiplantae, Streptophyta, Magnoliopsida, Proteales, Nelumbonaceae. Gene Ontology annotation, molecular function: GTP binding; GTPase activity. The record is from RefSeq and is a predicted model, not a curated record.